GGGGGCAAGAACGAACCAGCCUGGCACUAGAUAACCCGGGGAAUCUAGGCAGCCUCGAGAAGAGAAGAGCCAUGGCUCCAAAGCGCAAGCCCCCGGUGCAACAUGCGGGUCCUGAAAAAAAGAAGGGGCGUCAGGGGGCAGAGGAGGAGGACAGCUUCCACUCCACUGCCAAGGCUCUCAGAGCUGCACCCACGGAGAAGCACAUAGUCCGAGUGGAUCCAGCAUGCCCACUCAGCCACAGUCCCAGGACUCAGGUGCAUGAAGACUACGCCUGCACCCUGAACCAGACCAACAUCGGGAGCAACAACAACAAAUUCUACAUCAUCCAGCUACUGGAAGAGGGUGACCGCUUCGCCUGCUGGAACCGCUGGGGUCGUGUAGGAGAAGUGGGCCAGUCAAAGCUCAGCUAUUUCGUGUUACUGGAGGAUGCAAAAAAGGACUUUGAGAAGAAGUUUCGGGACAAGACCAAGAACAGCUGGGUGGAUCGGGACCAUUUUGUGGCCCACCCGGGCAAGUACAUGCUUAUUGAAGUACGGGGAGAGGACGAGGCCCAGGAAGCCAUGGUGAAGAUGGUUGGAGGCCCAGUAAGGACCAUGGUUCAGCAGGUGCGGCCCUGCUCCCUGGACGCAGCUACACAGAAGCUCAUCACCAACAUCUUCAGCAAAGACAUGUUCAAGAAUGCCAUGACCCUCAUGAACCUGGAUGUGAAGAAGAUGCCCCUAGGGAAGUUGAGCAAGCAGCAGAUUGCACAGGGCUUCGAGGCUCUGGAGGCACUGGAGGCAGCCCUCAAAGACCCUACGGAUGGUGGCCUCAGCCUGGAGAAGCUAUCCUCCCACUUCUACACUGUCAUUCCCCACAACUUUGGCCGCAAUCGGCCCCCAUCUAUCAACUCCCCUGAGCUUCUGCAGGCCAAAAAGGACAUGCUGCUGGUGCUGGCAGACAUCGAGCUGGCUCAGACCCUGCAGGCAGCCCCUGAAGAGGAGAAGGUGAAGGAGGUACCACACCCACUGGACCGAGACUAUCAGCUCCUUAAGCGCCAGCUCCAGCUGCUCGACUCCGAGGCACCCGAGUACAAGGUAAUAUAUACCUACUUAGAACAGACUGGCAACACCUACAGGUGCCCUGUUCUUCAACAUGUUUGGAAAGUAAACCGAGAAGGGGAGGGAGAUAGGUUCCAGGCCCACGCCAAGCUGGGUAAUCGGAGGCUGCUGUGGCAUGGCACCAAUGUGGCUGUGGUGGCCGCCAUCCUCACCAGUGGGCUUCGCAUCAUGCCACAUUCUGGUGGCCGCGUUGGCAAGGGCAUCUACUUCGCCUCAGAGAAUAGCAAGUCAGCGGGCUAUGUUACUGGCAUGUCCUGCGGAGCCCACCAAAUUGGCUACAUGUUCCUGGGUGAGGUGGCACUGGGCAGAGAGUACCACAUCACCAUCGACGAGCCCAGCUUGAAGCAGCCACCCCCUGGCUUCGACAGUGUCAUUGCCCGAGGCCACACAGAGCCUGAUCCAGCCAAGGACACCGAGCUGGAGCUGGAUGGACAGCGAGUGGCGGUGCCCCAGGGCCAGCCCGUGCCCUGCGCAGAGUUCAGCAGCUCCACCUUCUCCCAGAGCGAAUAUCUCAUCUACCAAGAGAGCCAGUGUCGCCUGCGCUACCUGCUAGAGGUUCAUCUCUGAGCUGUCCCCCUACCCUUGCCCCGGGGCCUGCUGGCCGCUAGACCAUCAUCUCAACCUUCCUGCCCAUCCCCCAUAUCACCC
Molecule: messenger RNA, 1748 nt
Organism: Lynx canadensis (Canada lynx)
Lineage: Eukaryota; Metazoa; Chordata; Mammalia; Carnivora; Felidae
Gene: PARP3
Product: poly(ADP-ribose) polymerase family member 3
Cellular component (GO): site of double-strand break
Molecular function (GO): NAD+ poly-ADP-ribosyltransferase activity
Source: RefSeq, a predicted model, not a curated record